GGAGAUCGCUCGCGUGGGUGCGAGUGCGAGUGCGACGACGACGACGACGAUGGGCCGAUGGCUUCCUCGCUGCUGCUCUGGAGCUUAAGUGGACAUGCCACGCCGGGGGGCCGCGAGAAUUAUUGUUCCGAGCUGCGAGGGAGCGAGGAAGAGAGCGAGCGAGGAACGGGGAGCUUUAGUCAACAUCGGAACAGGCGGGAGCAGUGCGCAUGAGGCUGCAGCUGUGCAAUUGGGCGUCGUCGUCGUCGUCCCGGGCACAUCUCGGCAGAUCGAGUAGCGGGGUCUCGACAAGAGUGGGCGGACGAUUGGAUUCGCGGGGAUAAAAACGCUGGUUUUGAGUGGCAGCUUCUCUUCGAACUAUGGGGAUUAUGAGCACUGUGUUGGGUUUGGUGGGAUUUGGAUGGGGUAUCGGCAUCGGUUUAGUUGUCGGGUACUUCCUCUUCAUUUACACGCAACCUGUCGAUGUGAAGGAUCCGGUUAUCAGGCCGCUGUCUGAACUCGAUUCCAAAACUCUUCGAGGGUUACUGCCAGAAAUUCCGCACUGGGUGAAGAAUCCUGAUUAUGAUAGGGUUGACUGGUUGAACAAGUUUGUCCGCGACCUGUGGCCGUUUCUGGAUAAGGCUAUCUGCAAAAUAAUCCGCGAGCAAGCAAAACCAUACAUCGAUCUAUAUGGUCCAAAAUUUAAGUUGGAGUCAAUCGAAUUCGAGCAGCUCACUUUGGGCACUUUGCCUCCCACCUUUGUUGGCAUGAAAGUUUACGAUACUCAGGAGAAAGAGAUGAUCAUGGAGCCUUCUUUCAAAUUCGCUGGGAAUCCGAAUAUCGUUGUCGCUGUCAAGGCGUUUGGGAUGAAAGCAACAGUGCAGUUGGUGGAUGUGCAAGUCUUUGCAACCGCUCGAGUGACACUACGACCCUUGAUUGAAACUUUCCCUUGUUUCUCCAAGAUCGUUGUCUCUUUGAUGGAAAAGCCCCACGUGGAUUUCGGGUUGAAGCUCUUGGGUGGAGAUAUCAUGGCAAUUCCUGGUGUUUAUAGACUUGUACAGGACCUCAUCAAAGAGCAAGUUGCAAACAUGUAUCUUUGGCCAAAAACUUUGGAAAUUAAUGUGGUGGAUGAUGCAAAUGCUGCGAAGAGACCCGUGGGACUUCUGAAUGUGAAGGUUGUGAGAGCGAAGGGGUUGAAGAAGAAAGAUUUAAUAGGCAAGUCUGAUCCUUAUGUCAAACUUCAUCUUGGAGAGGCUCAUCACUUUGCGAAAGUCACAAGGACAGUGAAGGGUAACCUCAAUCCCGAGUGGAAUGAGUCGUUCAAGCUGAUCGUUCAUGACCCUUCUACCCAGAACCUUGAACUACAUGUCUACGAUUGGGAGAAGAUUGGCUCACACGAAACUCUCGGAAUGGCCGUUGUUUCUCUCAAGAAAUUAAACCCCGAAGAGAAUAGUACCGAAAUUCUGACCCUUGUCAAGAACAUGGACUCUAAUGAUCCUUCCAAUAAUAAAGACAGAGGAACUCUUACCGUCGAAUUGAACUACAAACCAUUCAAAGAAGAGGAGAUGAAUGACAUUGAGGAAGAAGAUGAAGAUGGAGCUGUUGAAAAAGCGCCGGAAGGUACACCUGCGGGUGGAGGUUUGUUAGUCGUUGUUAUUCAUGAAGCGGAAGACGUAGAGGGCAAACAUCAUACCAACCCGUAUGCUCGUGUGAUUUUAAGAGGAGAAGAAAAGAGAACAAAGCAUAUCAAGAAGAACAGGGACCCUAAGUGGGAUCAAAGGUUCGAGUGGAUACUGGAUGAACCACCAGUUAGUGAUCGCUUGCACGUGGAAGUUAUGAGCAAGAAUUUGGGUUUCAAUUACCAUCUGAAGGAGCCAUUGGGGUAUGUUGAUAUCAACUUAUCAGAUGUUGUGAACAACAAGCGAAUCAAUGAGAAGUAUCAGUUGAUAGAUUCUAAGAACGGAAAGAUACAGGUGGAGUUACAGUGGAGACCAAGUUAAUCGAACAGUAGUUAGAUAGAAUCAGGGAGGGAGGGUAUAGAUAGAGUUGGGAUUGAGUUUACAUUGAAGAUGAACAUACUAUUGUAGCGCCGUUCUGCCAAUUAGGAGAUAGUGCUCGAACGAGCAUGGUCACGGGGAUUUAUCAGUCUCAUAAGUGUUUGGGUGGAUAACUUUCUAGUGCCGCCCAAGCUUUUGUUCAGGAUAUUAUCUGCUGUAUACAGAAGGGCUUGAGGUUGUAUUUUCCAAUUAGAGAACGACAAGAGUAGAGACUACGCGUUUUUUAGCCGCUGCUCCCAGAAUAUCGCUUCAGAUACUUGAACUGUAAGUGCUAGGGAGUGAUGAAACUGUACAGCGCUUGUUUUUAUAGAUGCUUUCACAAGAAGUGUACACUUCGCAGUUGUCUACUGCAUGAGUUUAAUUUGAAAAAUUUAUUAUUAUUCU
This is a messenger RNA of Marchantia polymorpha subsp. ruderalis, 2420 nucleotides long. The record is from the annotation of a GenBank genome assembly. NCBI's taxonomy places the organism in Eukaryota, Viridiplantae, Streptophyta, Marchantiopsida, Marchantiales, Marchantiaceae.